Molecule: messenger RNA, 884 nt
Organism: Xenia sp. Carnegie-2017
Lineage: Eukaryota; Metazoa; Cnidaria; Anthozoa; Malacalcyonacea; Xeniidae
Product: gametocyte-specific factor 1-like
Exons: 5
Coding region: 87-533 (148 amino acids)
Source: RefSeq, a predicted model, not a curated record
GCAAUGAAUACCACACGUGUGUUAAAUUUUGUUGGCUAAAUACGGUUUUUAACUUUAAAUUCGUUUUAUUAACUAUUCGUAAAGCAAUGUCGUGGACUGCUAAUAGCGAAUGGGAGAGAUGGGAUCCGGAAAAGCUUGUCGUCUGUCCUUAUGACCCUUCGCACAGAAUAGCCGUCAAAAGAUUUCAAAGGCAUCUUGUCAAGUGCAGAAAGAAUCAUCCUGACAAGGAUUUUGUUAGCUGCCCAUUCAAUGCAUCGCACAAGGUGUUGAGAUUGGAUUUAUAUAAUCACAUCUGUAAAUGUCCAGAUAAGAAUUUUGUGGAGGCAUAUCCUACUGACUUUGAAGCUGAUGGAAAACUAAAGGGAAACACCUCAUUGCCCGAUUAUAAGACCUCAGUAUUGUCGGAUCGUGAUGAUGAAGAUUGGGACGCUGAAAUAGCCGCAAGUCAGCAGGAAAUGUUUCCUGCCAAACAACUGGAUCUUGUUAGUACAACUAAAAAUGUCUCAAGGUUUGGUCGUACAAUGCAUAGAUGAAGUUGUGGGAAUGUGUAGACUUUGUUCUCGAUCAAGUAAGAUUAAAGUUCUUAGAAAGAGAUUUUAAAAAAACACUGUAUUAUUUACAAAUUUGUUGCCAAGCUCAAAUAGCUCAUUAUGAGACAAUUAUAAGAUAACAAUACCGGUUUUCUUAUAAUAACUCUUAACGAUAACAAUUCCCGUUGGUUCAACAUGGAAUGUUCACCUUUGAACUUGGCAAACGAAAAACCCAGAAAAUUUGGUAUAAUACAAUAGAGAACUUGUCAGUCGUUCGCUAUUGAAAUACUCGUGUACAUAAGGAAAUAAAGCGAAUACAUUUUAAUAUCAGCCUUUUAAGCUGGUGUAAGUUUU